ACUCAUUCAGAAAUAUCAUUUUCAAAAUUCACUAACCUCUAAUUUGUAUGCAAAAAAAUGUUAAUCACGACUUUUCUGAAAAUUUCUAAAAAAAAUCCUGCAACUGAUAAUAUUGGAAUGAAGAUGACAUAACGUUACAAAAUUAAUUGAAACGGUAUUAGAGGAAUAUUUUUUGUUAGCAAUAAAAUAUAAACUUAAAAAAGAAACAAGUCUGCAUAUAUUUUUCAAGUAAAUUACAAAAGCAUGGAGGAAAACGAAGACGAACCUGAGGAUGUUAGAUUGGCCACCCCCGUUGAAGAUGAAAUUAAGAAAGCAGAUGAGCCAGAAGAGCCGGUUAAAGAACAUUUUAAUGUGCCAAAAAAAAAAAUUAAAGAUGAUGCGAAAAAGAGGAAGGUAAAAUUGACGACAUCACAGAAAAGAGAUGAGGAUGAAGAUUGUUGUACCAAUAAAAAAAUAAUAAUAAAAGACAGAGAAGUGAAAUGGAGUACUAUUCAUAUUUUUGAUAAAGAGUGCCAACUUCUGAAACCGAGUACCAUACCACGACACUGUUUAUCAAAGAAAGAACAUCUUAAUAUGCUUGCAACUCCAAGUCGAAAAUGUGAACCUCAAUGUUUGAAAAAACCUGUAACCCGAAAAUUAAAACCGAUCUCUCCUCGAAUUGCGGAACUUGCUAGGCCUCCAAUACAGCGCAUACUAAGAACUAUCGAAGAUCGAGGAGAUGCGCUAGCUCCAGAAUUAUUGGAUAAUUUGAUCAAUAUGGUCGAGGCCGUAGCUUCAUUGAAUCCAGAACAGGCAGCGCAGUUAUUCCAUGACAAGAAAAUUCGCUCAACCAAGAAAUGUAAGGAAAAAAAAGGAAAAAUAAAAUGUCGACUGAAAAAAGAAAUAGAAAAGAGAAAAGUGGAAGGCGAUUAUCCACGAUUUGACCCCCAGGCAGUUUGUUGUCAAUACCUAAUAGCAGAACGAUUCGUGAAAAGUAUUCUGGAUUGGAAAUGCCCGAUACCAAGAGAAGAAUAUCGAGACAUAGCAGAUGUGAUUCUCAGACGUUUAAGUUUGAUCAUAGAGUAUACACCAAUUGAUCAUGGAGAUCGUAAAUCACAACAAAUGAGAUUUCUGGCAGAUGUGAUAUCAUGUUGGAUUUCUGGAGUCCUUUUGGAAGUUGCAGAGGAUCAUAAAAAAGAAUUAGAAGAAGAGUGUGUAAGAAGGAAGCAAGCAGAGGAAGAAGAGACUGAAGAGGAAGAAGAAGAAGAAGAAGAAGAAGAAGAUAGUGAAGAAGAAACAGAAAGCACCUUAUCUGCGAAGUCAGAUGAAGAGAGUGAAGAUGAUAAAGAAGACAAGGAGAAAGAUGAGAAUAAGAAAGAUGAAGGAAAUCAGAAAAAGAAAUCUGAACGGGAUAGUUCGGCUCAAACUGAGGAGCAGAAUGUGAUUGAAGAGGGAGAAGCUGAGGGAGAAGUGAUGUCAGAAAAUGAAAAAGCUGAAGAAGAAGAGACUGAAAGGAGAAAUGCAGAAGAAGAGGCUGAAAGUCAAACAUUUGAGGAAGAAGCAGUUGAGAAUGAAAUAUUAGAGGAGGCAGAGAUUGCGAAUAAAAGAGCAGAAGAAGAGGAGCUUGCAAGGAAACAGGUUGAAAAGGAGACUGAAAUGAAAAUAUUAGAAGAUAAAGAGGCUGAGAAGACAGGAUUAGAGGAGGCAGAGAUUGAGAGGAAAAUAGUAGAAGAGGCAGCUGAAGCAAAAAGAAUAGAAGAAGCUGAAAACGCAAGACUAGAAGAAGAGCAAGCUAAAAUAAAGAAACUAGAAGAAAAGGCUGAGAAGAUAAGACUCGAAGAAGAAGCUGAGAAGAUAAGAGCAGAAAAAGAAGCUGAGAAUAUAAGAGCAGAAAAAGAAGCUGAGAAGAUAAGAGCAGAAAAAGAAGCUGAGAAGAUGAGAGCAGAAAAAGAAGCUGAGAAGAUAAGAGCAGAAAAAGAAGCUGAGAAGAUAAGAGCAGAAAAAGAAGCUGAGAAGAUAAGAGUAGAAAAAGAAGCUAAGAAUAUACGCAUAGAAGAGAAGGCUGAACAAAAAAAGCUAGAAGAAGCAGCUGAAAAGAAGAACAAAGAAAAAGAAGCUGAAGCAAAAAGAAUAGAAGCAUUAAAAGAAGGAGAAGUGCAAGAGGUCGAUCAAUCUACAACAACUAAAGAAAUUGAUUUAAUAACCCCAGCAGAGGAGAAGCCCAUACCUGAAACAAAAGAGUUCAUUCCUAUAGAGACUUGUCCUCCAAUUAAAGUCUUCCAAUCAGAUCUACCUUUUGUCACCUUUAUACAAAUAUGCAAUACACUCUACAGCAUGAUUGAAAAUAAAAAAGAAAAUACUGGACAAGAUCCAGUUAUAAAUCGUCUGCAUCGGUCAGUUUAUGAAAUUUUCCACAAUGCAGUGUUGACUGAAAAUCCGACCUCACUGACUGAGAAUGCUAAAGACGUGAUUGAUGUAAUGGCUGGGAAGAUUGCAACUUGGCUUAGCAAAGUUCUGACUGAGUCUCAGAUUCUUCUUUUAGAGAAAUAUCCUCCUGAAGCUGAAUCGAAAGAAGUUCGACAUUGGUCUAAUUGGAUUCACCAUACCACAGAAACAGCUGGAAAUUGGUCACUUUGGUUGCAAAAGCUUAUUGAAGAGGUUAAAAAAAUGCAAGAUAAUAAAGUUACUCGUGGUCAAUGGGAGGAUUUCACGCUGAGUCUUAAUAAAAAUGCUAUUCUUUGGAGAAGAUUUCAUUUGGAAACCCUUCAUAAGGCUCAUCAUAAUAUUAUCAUGCUUAAGGAUAGAGAAGUGGUUAAAACUGGAGAGAAGAAAACUCCCAAUUAUCCGGAAACCGAACUAAAUGCGUUUGAUCUUGAAUGAUAAGCUGUUAGUGAUUGUUUAUUUAGUGAAUGCGCAUUUAGUGGGAAACUUACAAAUUUAUAGUAGAAGUGCAACUUUGUGAACAAAUACACUUUUUCUUAUGAAAAUUAAAUUCCUAAUUGGUUUUUCACGCAAUAAUAUAAAGUUUAAUAAGUAUUUCAAUCC
Molecule: messenger RNA, 3024 nt
Organism: Belonocnema kinseyi
Lineage: Eukaryota; Metazoa; Arthropoda; Insecta; Hymenoptera; Cynipidae
Product: calponin homology domain-containing protein DDB_G0272472-like
Exons: 3
Coding region: 244-2859 (871 amino acids)
Source: RefSeq, a predicted model, not a curated record